This is a messenger RNA of Paraglomus occultum, 633 nucleotides long. NCBI's taxonomy places the organism in Eukaryota, Fungi, Glomeromycota, Glomeromycetes, Paraglomerales, Paraglomeraceae. The record is from the annotation of a GenBank genome assembly.
AUGGUCGGAGCUGGUGAAGGAGGACUUGAUAAUGAAUUAGCCCGUGUGAGCGUUGUUGACUACAGUGGAAAGGUAAUUCUGGAUACAUUCGUAAAGCCGCGAAAACCAGUCACAGAUUACAGAACGGCUGUUAGUGGAGUUCAUCCAGAAGAUUUAGAAGAUGCUCCAGAUUUUAAGACCGUGCAGAACCAAGUGAAACUAUCCAUCAAGGGCAAAUUUGUCGUUGGGCACUCGCUCUAUUUUGAUUUUAAGUCCCUGAAAAUAUAUUGUCCAAAAGAACUCAAAAGAGAUACUGCGUUAUACCCUGUAAUUAGAGCAAUGUGGAAUGGGAGCUCACCGUCAUUGAAGAAUCUCGCCUUCCUCGUAUUUGGUAUACAGAUUCAAGAUGGCAUACACGAUUCGGUUGAAGAUGCGAUGGCCUCAAUGAUUGUUUAUAGGCAUUAUGAAAAUCAAUGGGAAGAAUAUGUCCUCCUUCAGGGGUCAAAAGCCAUUUUCGAAGAGCACAUCUUUUGUUAUUACUGUGGACAUAGUGGUCAUAUGAAAUAUGACUGUGAAGCUUGGAAGAAGAACCAACUAAGAUUACUAGCGAAACAAGAAUCGUCGUCUGAAAAUCAAGAAUACUAUGUGCAAUAA